Messenger RNA from Venturia canescens, 816 nucleotides. RefSeq lists its product as uncharacterized. The transcript is spliced from 4 exons. The record is from RefSeq and is a predicted model, not a curated record. Lineage: Eukaryota; Metazoa; Arthropoda; Insecta; Hymenoptera; Ichneumonidae. Bases 86 to 766 code for a protein of 226 amino acids.
UAAAUUUGUAAGUAGAAUAUUAUUCGAAUGGGAUAAGGGCUUGGCGAAGAUUGUGUCACAGAUUAUCUGACUAUCUGGAUUUGAGAUGUUUGUCGCAGCACCGAUCAUCUGUCUUCAUUUUUCACUGGUUUCACUGGGUCGGAUAGUCAACAUAACCUCAAAUCUUGCGAUGGAAGUUCGACUGAAGACCGCGUUAAAAAAUUAUUACAUUCAAUUGGAAACGACUGAACGAAAGUUAAAAGAAGUUUUGGAAAAUCUGGAAAAUCCAGUGCAAACCUUGAUAAAUCUAUCAAAGCAAUAUCAUCAUGUGACGAGCAAAGAUGUCGAUAACGCAGAAAUCUGCGACAUUAACGAUUUACGGGAUAGACUCGUAUUCAAAAUACGCAAUGACAUUGAAUUGGAAGUUGCGGCUAUUGCCAAUAAAGUGGGGCAAUUGAGAAAUUGCGCGGAGGACUUGCAUCGAAAAUUUAAUCACUUGGAAAGCGUUCGAAGCGAAGCAAUACUCAGCGAGCCAAAUUUCAAUGAGCUCGUUGAUGGAACUCCUUAUAUACCCAGAUUAAAUUUACUUAUGCAAUGGUCCAUCGAAUCUUACACUCUCGUCAGCGAAUUUUGUGAGCGUGUAUCAACGAAUUUCAAAGAUGUCGAUUACUUGGAUCCAGAAAAGGUUGAAAAGUGGGCAAAAUAUAUGAAUCGUGAAUCUGAUGAUCGAGGUCGCGUGAAAGAAAUUUUGGGCUUCACCGUAUUUCUCAUCGAAGGACCCGUCUAAUAAUUGUAAUCUAAUUUUUUGUAACAAAUAAACUGUUUAUAAUAACAACA